Molecule: messenger RNA, 2484 nt
Organism: Papilio polytes (common Mormon)
Lineage: Eukaryota; Metazoa; Arthropoda; Insecta; Lepidoptera; Papilionidae
Product: zinc finger protein 28-like
Exons: 15
Coding region: 157-2484 (775 amino acids)
Biological process (GO): regulation of transcription by RNA polymerase II
Cellular component (GO): nucleus
Molecular function (GO): zinc ion binding; DNA-binding transcription factor activity, RNA polymerase II-specific; RNA polymerase II transcription regulatory region sequence-specific DNA binding
Source: RefSeq, a predicted model, not a curated record
GUUUUCACAAAAUUCUCAUAUACUCUUUGGUUUAAGCAUUGAUGUUCGCUUGUAUUUUUCUAAUAAACGUUUAUAUACUCUUUGAAAAAUAAGUUUGAGCGGUAAAAUGAUUAUAGAAAGUGUUUUUGAUGCGGAACGAUAAUAUUAUAUUACAAAAUGAUGGAUUUAAAAGCAUGUGCAAUUUGUUUGACUACGGACUCGGACUCCAUUGACGUUAAAUUUUACGAUUUGGAUGUCGGACUAAGAGUCGAAUACAACAUAAUAUCAGGAUUACGAACAAAUAAAGGGGAUGGCUUUCCCGGAUACCUUUGUUACGAGUGUUUCGCCUACGUAAAACGUUUCAUAAAGUUUAGAAAUAAAUGCCAGAGAACCCAUUAUGCUCUCAAGCAACUUCUUGACAACAGAAAACAGGUAACAAAAGCCGCGAUUCAGGUGAUUGAUCGUAAAUUAUUGAAUGUAGGGCCGUCCCUAUCUUACUUAGAAAGCAACAGAACACACUAUGAGCAAGUAAAGUUUAAGUGGGUAAAGCACAAUCGUUUUAGUGAUGUGAAAGGUGAUGUACCAAUUGUUCACCACAGUACUACAGAUACUGUCAAAUUUGAAAUACCAAAAAACAUCCUUAUUAAAACUGAAAUAGAGGAAACAAAUACGGAAGAAGAUAUACCUAUAGCAGAGAAUAUUGAGGAUUUAAAUGAUUUUGAGAGAGUACCGCAGGAAGUGGAAGAGUCCCACGAUGAGAAUGCAUACAAAGAAUUUUUUGCUACAAACCCAGAUAGUGAUAAUGAUUAUGUUGAAGAGGCUAAAGAUAAUUGUGAAAUAAAAGAUGAGAUAGAUGUAGAUGGUUGUAAUUUAGACGAAGAGUAUGCUAGUGUAGUACCAAUUAAUAUGAAUGAAGCGAAGGCCGUUGUGGAAGUAUACAAAAUGUUCAGUUCAGGGAAAUAUUCAUGUAAUGUAUGUACAAAGUCAUUCUAUAAUGAAAAUCGAUUGAUGAUACAUAUGAGAAUGCAUGAUAAGCAUAUAAGUGGUUUGUAUUGCUGUGAGUUAUGUAAUUAUUAUUACAAAACAGAUUUUCUCUUAAAAACUCACAUGACAGAAAAACAUAUGUACAAGUAUAUAUGUAGAAAAUGUCCUGAAGUUAGUUUUGAUAGAACUUCAGCGAAGCAACAUUUCAUUUGGUCACAUUUACAAAAGGGGGCAUCUAAAGACUUUAAUUGGUAUGAAACUCGGCCUACUUGGUUGAGUAAGCGAGGUGUGAAGCAGCACAAGGGUGUGGUAUCACUCCGUCCUGUUCGGAGGAUAUCAAAGUUACCAGAUGAUUUCUUAGUUUAUUCUCCAGUGGGACAUGAAGAGCAGUACCAAAUAGUGGGAGCGAGACAGACUAGUAUGAAUUAUUUGGAAGCAAAAUUCAAAUGCAAUUUGUGUUACAAAGGUUUCCGGGAGAUUGAUACAUAUAAUAAACACAUGAAGAAACAUAAUCCAGUUAUCUCGGGCCAGUUCCAAUGUGACGUGUGCAAGCUUUACUUCAAGGAUUUAAGGAAGAUGUACAAACAUAUGAUUAUAACACAUUUGUACAAAUAUUCUUGUCAAAUGUGCGAUUUUGUGUGCUAUAACAAGGGUCAAGCACAUUUACAUUACAAGUGGCAUAAAAAUGUCACCUACAAGUGUCAACACUGCGACAAAGUGUUCAAAAAAUCAUCAACACGCUUAACACAUAUAAGAAUAAAACAUCCAUCGACCAACAUCUGUGAGUUGUGUGGACACAGCUUUGUCAGCGAGACGGGAUUGUAUUGUCACAAGAGGAUGGCCCACAGUAAUGAGGAGGUGGAGGUGAGUGAGGAUGUGAAGGUGGACGUGACGGACGCGCUGUACUGCGCCGAGUGCAACAUCUGCUUCAAGAACCAGGAGGCCUACAACACGCACUUCGGCAGCUCCAAGAACCACUCUGCUACUAACUUAUCUGUUAACAAUCACACGAGAGAGACAAGGAAACGUCGUGUGACGCGACGUGAUGCCUCUCUAAUUAUCAACAACGGCCUGCCUACCGUCACCAGUUGUGAAGUCUGCGGCGACAGUCUACAGAACGACGUGGUAGCGCGCAAGCACUACGAGGCGCAGCACCCCGGCGUCGACUACCUCAAGCGCUACAUGUGCGACGUCUGCGGACACAAGACCAGGCAAUACGCGAACCUGAUGGUGCACAUGCGAGUGCAUACGAACGAGAAGCCCUACCAGUGCCCGCACUGCGACCGCCGCUUCAGCAUGCCCAGCAACAGGGACAGGCAUAUCGUGGUGCACACCGGUGAGAAACGCUACCAGUGCCAGUUGUGCAGCCGCCGCUUCACUCAGAGCAGCGCCGUCAAACUGCACAUACAGACCGUCCACCUCAAGAUACCGUAUGCACCCUGGGACAAGAAGAACAGGAAGCGGCGGCGCGAGGUGGAGGCUCCGCUGGCGAUGCAAGAGAAUGUUGUCACCAAAUUUUAG